Synchiropus splendidus (mandarinfish) is the source of this 2340-nucleotide messenger RNA. Its product is annotated as RILP-like protein 1. Bases 372 to 1727 code for a protein of 451 amino acids. NCBI's taxonomy places the organism in Eukaryota, Metazoa, Chordata, Actinopteri, Syngnathiformes, Callionymidae. Gene Ontology annotation, molecular function: protein dimerization activity. The transcript is spliced from 8 exons. The record is from RefSeq and is a predicted model, not a curated record. Gene Ontology annotation, cellular component: cytoplasm; ciliary basal body. Gene Ontology annotation, biological process: cilium assembly.
UCAAAUGCAAUUAACACAUCACUGUAACAUAAUGCAGAUGCGUUUAGGAGCAACUUCAUAUUUUCUUGACUGUGGAAAGUUGCAUAAAUUAUACAGUUAAUUAACUGUGGUUAUUUUCCAAUCUGUCCGCGAGGUAUCGUUAAAUGGGUGGUUUAUGUUACACAAGAAGCCAGAUUUCCUAUCGUCAGUGAACGCAUCAGCAGGGGGGCACGUUCAACGCUUGCCUGUCAAGUUAAAAGUGUCCAUGUAAACAAGUUCCCGCACGUUUGUGCUCCGUUACCCAGCUGGUUUCUACUGAAGAUGUGAGAAAACAGUAGUUCCCGGAGGUUCGGUCGAUGUUCCGAGAGCUUUGCGACUGUUAAAGUCUUGACAUGGACGUGGUGUCGGCGGCGUCGCCGCUGGACAUUCCCGCUGCCGAGCUGUCGGUCGUGGACGUUUACGACAUCGCGGCCGUUUUCGGGCAGGAGUUCGAGAGGACCAUCGAUAGGUUCGGCUGCGACGUGUUGACCGGCGUCAUCCCGAAAGUUGUGCGAGUUCUGGAGCUGCUGGAAGUCGUGGUGAGCCGGGCGGCCGCCGGGAAGGACGCCGAGCGGCUGCGGAGCGAGCUGGAGCAGCUGCAGCGGGAGAGGAGCGACAGACAGGAGCAGGAGAAGAAGCACCAGGAGGAGCUGGAGCAGGUGGAGGAUGUGUGGAGAGGUGAAGUCCAGGAUUUACUCUCGCAGAUCUCUCAGCUGCAGGCCGACAAAAAGAAGCUCCUAGUGAGUCUCUCUCUCAGCCAGGCUCCCAUCACUGAAGAAGACCUUCAGAGACAACAAGGAAUGUCCGAGAAAGAGAAGCAGGUGAUGAAGCGGCUGAAGGACUUGGUGGACAAGCAGAGAGAUGAAAUUCGGGCUAAAGACCGCGAGCUGUCGCAGAGAAACAAGGACGUUGAGGCUCUCCAAAUGCAGCAGAGUCGUCUGACAAGGAUCAAUCAGGAUCUCCGCCAUCGGAUCGGAGCGAUGGAGGUGCAGGGCAAGGUGCUGAUCCAGCAGCGGGCAGAGAUGGAAGCGGAAGCUCAGGCACGGCAGCAGGAGGUGGCAGCCCUGCAGCAGCAGGUAGUGAGGCUGAGGGAGGAGCUCCAAGAGCUGGAGAUGGAAAGAGAAGUGAGUGAGAUCGAAGAGACGUCCAGAGCCGGGAAUUCGUCGUCCAGAACUCCAAAGAUGAAGUUGAAGACCAAAGCCAUGAGCGGAGCCAACAAGCAAGAGUCCGUGUGGGAGGAGUGCGGAGGAGACCCUGGCUUUAUGGCCAAGUGUUUCGAGGGUGACGGAAGUCCAUCCUUCACCUCCACUCGUAUAGAUGAUGCAGAGGAGGAAGAUGGGAACACCAUGUCUUUGUUGCAGGUGUCAACUGAUCUGGAGUCCGAUGAGGAGGCAGACAGUCUGGAGCAGGAGUCCGACUCGCCGCGCUUCACCCUGCAGGAGCUGCGGGACGUUCUGCAGGAGAGGAACGAACUCAAGUCACAACUGUUUCUGCUGCAGGAAGAGCUGACCUACUACAAAAGCGAAGAGUGUGAGGAGGAUUUCAACUUGACUGGCGUUGCUCCGUCACCUUCUCCAGCACCUUCGGAGCCGACGGAGUCAGGAAUCAAACGUCUGAUCUUCACUGCCAUCAUGCCAAUGGUAGCCGCUGGGCUGCUGGCCGACGAUCCCACACUGCUGCCCAUCAGGAGACUGAUAUCACUGGUGUGAGCGGCUUUUAUCUGGAAGUGGUGAAGAUCAUUCAGAGCUGCCUGUCUGCUCUUCCAAAGAGAAAAUGUGUGGUCAGGUGGUGCCACCCUGGUGUGAUGACCUGCUCGACUCGGUUUUCACAACAGUCAGCACCUGCUUGACAGUUUAAACUGAUCAGUCAGUUCUGGGCAGAUUUAAACUGUUUUUGUGUCUCAAAUAUGAAUGUAGUUACUUUCAGGUCAAUCUAGUAAUUGUGCUUUUAGAAGGGAAAUUGCCAUUUUUCAAGCAGAAAUGCAGUAUUAUGAACCGUAGCAUGAACUGAGAAGGUGGCAGGUCGUGGGGUGCCAUUGUUUUGGGUCGUUAUUUAUUUGUUCCGAUUCUUCAUUAAAGUUUAUUUUUUAUUAUACAGUGUCUGGUCAACAUUCCUGAGGGAAUUUAAUGACUUGCUCUAUAAAACCAGCUCAGUGAUUUUAACUCUAAUUAAUAUCUAAGUAUAUUUUCAUUAAAGGGGAUUAUUGUCUGAAUUUUGCAAGAUUAAAUUCAUGCUAUUUCAAUUAGGUCGUUAUUUUAUCAAUUCCAAUAAGUUAUUUUUUAUUAACAGUGUUUCAUUUACAAAACGAGGGAUUGAACAUGA